This is a messenger RNA of Cryptococcus wingfieldii CBS 7118, 1287 nucleotides long. RefSeq lists its product as hypothetical. Lineage: Eukaryota; Fungi; Basidiomycota; Tremellomycetes; Tremellales; Cryptococcaceae. Bases 1 to 1287 code for a protein of 428 amino acids. The record is from RefSeq and is a predicted model, not a curated record. The transcript has 7 exons.
AUGCGUAUAGUCUGGGCUGCCCACCGCGACUACUUUUGCGCUCGAUGGAAACGCGGCUGUUCGAGAAGUCAAAGAAGACUCAUGCUGGACGACAUGAUCACCUUGGAUCAUCUCUCAACGCCACAAUCGGUAUAUCCAAUAUUGAGAGGGUGGGUGUUUCGAAAAUACUUGAAUCCUCGUACCAGAUGGUGGGGAUAUUGCGAUAGUGAUAUCUUUGUCGGAGACUUCUCUCGAACCUUCCCUUACGACCUCGCUCUCGACGACACAUUCGACGUCCUCAUGCCCACCGAACCAUCCGAUAACGGGGGCGGCCGACUCAUCUUCAUGCGCGGCCACAUGACCUUCUUUCGCAACUCUGAAACGACAGAAGACCGCCUUCUCAGCUUUCCGCACUUCAAGUCGUUCGACACUUGGGACAACAUGCCCCUGCCCGGCCCAUCGAUGGGCGAAGCCGAGUACUCGCAUUUCGUCGUCGGUAAUCCGGAAAUCAACAUCUUAUCGUUCGACGCUAUGGCCCCUGCUCCUUUCGUCAGAUCAUUCUCUCCCGCCGGCAUCCUCACUCACCCCGACUCCCUCCGUCCAAAAAACAACAACCCCCCAACCCUGCCCCUUUCCACAAUCCGCCAUCUCUCCAGCGCUCUCCCCCUCAACGAACCCCCACCCCUCUCUUCCUUCACCGACAAAGCCAAGUCCUUCUCUAUCACCGUCAACCAAGGCUACACCCCUCCCGACUACAAAGUAUGGUUCAACUCGUCUUUCUGCAGCUGGUACUUUGCCAACGCCAUACCCGCCGAAGACAACCAUGCGCCGGCAGUGGUGGGAAAGCAAAAGUGGAAGCGGUAUCUUACAAAGAUAGGAGGCGUUUGGCGAGAGAUAUUGGAGCCUGAGAAUGAGUGGGACGGAAGUGUCGGUGGCGUAGAUGGCGGCGAGAGGAUCAGGGGGAGUUAUACGUGGCUCUAUGCCCAUUGGCAGGAGGACAAGAAAACGUCACAUUGGCGCGCUCUUCCCUCACAUCCUCCGCUACCCAACAUCCUUGUCUCCUACUUUUACGAUGGUCUAGCGGCAUUCGACGGCGACACAGGCGAGCGGAUAUUCUGGCUACCAAAGAAAGAAGAGUCGUGUGCGGUAGAUGGAUGUGUCAACAUUGGAUCUCCAUUACCUGGCUCGCGUCCCGAAAUGCUCGCAUGGCGCGAUGCUCGAAGCGAUUUUGUGCAGUGGUACGUUCAUUCAAAGCAAGUGCGUUUAGGGAUAGAGACCGGUACUGUCGGGCCUCAACCUAGUGAGUAG